Penicillium paradoxum is the source of this 1326-nucleotide messenger RNA. Its product is annotated as glycosidase crf1. Gene Ontology annotation, biological process: carbohydrate metabolic process; fungal-type cell wall organization. NCBI's taxonomy places the organism in Eukaryota, Fungi, Ascomycota, Eurotiomycetes, Eurotiales, Aspergillaceae. The coding region runs from base 1 to 1326 and encodes 441 amino acids. The transcript is spliced from 3 exons. Gene Ontology annotation, molecular function: hydrolase activity, hydrolyzing O-glycosyl compounds; glycosyltransferase activity. The record is from RefSeq and is a predicted model, not a curated record. Gene Ontology annotation, cellular component: fungal-type cell wall.
AUGAAGUCCACUCUGUUCUAUGUGGCCUUGGCUGCCAUCCUGUGCUUCGUAUUUGCUGAGACAUCCCCCGACUGUAAUGCCUUCACCAAGACUUGCCCGUCAAACAAGGGAGUCCUCAAGACCCAUCUUCACUACGACUUGACUCAGGCUUCGGCUCUGGAUGAAUGGACCAAUAUUGGUGGGGCAGUCAUUACAGGCCCUGAUGGCGCCGAGUUCACCAUCCACAAGCAAGGCGAUGGCCCGACAAUCGUCACCGACUUCUACAUCUUCUACGGCGAAGUGUCUGUUGAAAUGAAAGCUUCUUCGGGCACUGGUAUUGUCAGCUCUGUUUACAUGUUGUCAGAUGCCAAUGACGAAAUCGAUUGGGAAGCACUGGGUGGCUUUGGUGACAAAAUCCAAACUGACUACUUCGGCAAAGGUGAUACCAGUGAGGACUACAAUCGCUGGACCUGGCAGCCGGUGACGACUCCGCAAGAGGUAUUCCACAAAUACACUUGGGUUUGGAGCAAGGAUAAGCUUUCGUGGGCAAUUGAUGGUAAUAUUGUUCGGACAGUCGACUAUGCAGAUGCAAAAGGCGGUUCUCGGUACCCGCAGACACCAAUGCGUGUUCGAAUUGGGAUCUGGGCGGGGGGCGAUUCGAGCAGAAUCAAAGGGACCAUUGACUGGGCUGGCGGCAAGACUGACUACACCAAGGCACCGUUCACGAUGUACGUCAAGUCUGUCGAAAUUGUCAAUUACAACCCGGCCGAGAGCUAUUCGUAUUCCGACAAGUCCGGCUCUUCGGACAGCAUUGAGAUACAGGGUUCUGUCUCCUCGACUGAGAUUUUGACUUCCACUAUGUCCGGUACUUCAAUCGCUAACGAUGUCUCGCUGUCUUCGUCUUCUACAUCUGUCGGCCUCACCACCAAUUCUGUCGAUUCCACAAGCACCCUUCUCGCGAGCCUGUCUUCUGCAGAUCAGACUGUGAGUUCACACUUUUCGCCCGAGACUACGAGUUCGAUGAAUUCCGACACUUCUGUGGCCACCGCUGCUAUGUCAACGCCGAUGUCCUCUACCUCCGCCAAGCUUGCCGUCAAUGAUUCCACCACCACUGGUACGCUCUCUAAAGACUCUUCCCUUGAAUCAUGGGGUAAAGCCUCGAGCACCAUUCCAACGGCUAGUGCGGUGUUCAUAGGGAGCUCAACCAUCACCCCCAACAACACUACUGUUUUUACGGCUACCAGUUCUCCUAGCUCGGCUGAAGAGCUGGUCUUACGUCCCCACCCUCUAGUGUCACGGCUAGUAGUAAAUUACUUUCUCUUGGUAGCGAUUUACUGGUACGUGUAG